UUGGGGGUGGUGGAAUUUGCGUGGGAGGAGUUGAUGGCGUAAGCAGAGGAAGCGGUUGAAGAAAGAAAUGGUCUGAUUGGGAUGGGGAAGGGGAUUUGACCACCUCCUCGUUGUCGUUGUUGGCGGCGAUUUCCAUUUGCUAUUCUUCACUCUAAUCCCUCAUUCGUUACGAACAAACAAAGCAAAAGUUAUUAGAACAAACGAUUGCAAGACAUCGAUGAAGAGCUCUCUGAAGAAAUUGCGAGGUCUGGCGCUUCACAAUCACAACCACAACCGCACUCGCAAGGAUGACUCCUCCAACUCCAUUCAGCCUCUGGGCCAGCUUGACGAGCUUGCUCGGGCCACCCAGGAUAUGCAAGACAUGAGGGACUGCUAUGACACCUUGCUUUCCGCCGCCGCUGCAACCGCCAGCAGUGCCUAUGAAUUCUCUGAGUCCUUGCGAGACAUGGGCUCUUGUCUUCUCGAGAAGACCGCUUUAAAUGACCACGCAGAUGAAACUGGAAAACUUCUCCUCACGCUUGGCAAAAUUCAGUUCAAACUCCACAAACUAAUAGAUGACUACCGUUCUCAUAUAAUUCAGACAAUUACCGUUCCCUCGGAGUCUCUCUUGAAUGAACUUCGAAUUGUUGAGGAGAUGAAGCGGCAAUGUGAUGAGAAAAGAGACGUAUAUGACUAUAUGGUAGCAAGAUACAGAGAAGGAGGCAGGUCUAAAGGCGGGAAAGGGGAAACUUUUUCUUUGCAGCAGUUGCAAACUGCUCAUGAUGAAUAUGAUGAAGAGGCUACUUUAUUUGUUUUCCGAUUGAAAUCUCUGAAGCAAGGACAAUCGCGUAGUCUUCUAACACAGGCAACGCGUCACCAUGCUUCUCAGUUGUGUUUUUUCAAGAAAGCAGUCAAGUCCCUUGAGACAGUAGAACCACAUGUAAAAUCUGUAACUGAACAGCAGCACAUUGAUUACCAGUUCAGUGGUCUUGAAGAGGAGGAUGGGUAUGAAGGUGACGAUGGAGAUGAUGGUGGUGGUGGUUAUGAUGACAAUGAUGAUGGUGAGCUGAGUUUUGACUAUGGACAAACUGAACAAGACCGAGAUGUUUCUACGUCACGAAACUCCAUGGAGCUGGAUCAAGUGGAAGUUACAGCUCCUGGAGGUUUUACAUCCGAAACUGCCAAGGAAAACUUAGACAAACUUCAAAGGAAUUUGUUUUCCUUUAGGGUUAGGACAGGGAGCCAAUCUGCCCCGCUUUUUGCGGAUAAUAAACCUGAUGCAAUUGAAAAACUGAGACAGAUGCGCCCAUCUUUAUCUCGGAAGUUUAGUUCAUAUGUGCUACCCACACCCGUUGAUGCUAAGAGUUCAAUCUCUUCAAGUUCAAAUAAUCCAAAACCUUCCAAAGUGCAGGCAAAUUUAAGUGAACCUACAAAGAACUUGUGGCAUUCAUCCCCAUUAGAACAAAAGAAACAUGAAAAAGAUAGCGGUGAUGAAUUUUCUGGUUCCAUUGUCAGAAGUGCUCCGUCAGUACACAAGGAAAGUAACAGUAAUACUGCCUCCACGAGAUUGCCUCUUCCUCUAGCAGAUAAUCUUUUAUCCUCGAAUCGUGAUUACAUUUCUGCUCACCCUAAAAAGAUUAAAAGAUAUGCCUUUUCUGGCCCAUUGACAAGUAAUCCUGGGCCUACCAGACCAGUUUUGUUAGAAAGUGUUCAACUGUUCUCUGGACCUCUUUUGCCAAGUUCAAUCCCUCAGCCUCGGUCAUCAUCUCCAAAAGUAUCUCCCACUGCUUCUCCCACUCUAGUGUCUUCACCCAAAAUAAGUGAGCUUCAUGAACUUCCUAGGCCUCCAACCAAUUUCCCAUCCAAUUCAAGGCUUUUAGGUUUGGUGGGACAUUCUGGUCCUUUGUUGUCUGGAGGUCAAAAGGUUUCCUCUGCAAAUAAUUUGGCUGCAUCAAGUGCUGCAUCUCCAUUGCCAAUGCCACCUCAGGCCAUGGCUCGUAGUUUCUCCAUACCUUCUAGUGGGGCUAGAGUUGCAGCAUUACAUGUUCCUAGAACACUAGAUUCUUCUCAUGGAUCAUCUAUAUCUGAGACUAUUGCUUCUCCUCUGAUACCACUAGCAUUAUCUAGUAGUCAGCCAUCAUCAGAUUGCUGAGGCUGCUGUCUAGAUAUUUAGACCGGAG
This is a messenger RNA of Vigna angularis (adzuki bean), 2159 nucleotides long. RefSeq lists its product as uncharacterized. The record is from RefSeq and is a predicted model, not a curated record. The coding region runs from base 218 to 2131 and encodes 637 amino acids. NCBI's taxonomy places the organism in Eukaryota, Viridiplantae, Streptophyta, Magnoliopsida, Fabales, Fabaceae. The transcript has 10 exons.